CUCCGUCCCCGAAUGGAGAGUGUUCUUUUUUCUCAUCUAUUGAAUCCCAGAGAUCGCCGUGUCCCGCGGCCUGAGGAAGAGCGCUCAGAAUGCUACAACCACCGAGCCAUCGACAUAGCCAUUGUAUUUAUGGAAAGCAUCAUCUCCGCUUUGUGUUUUGAUAUCAGCAGCUUUUAGAAAAACUGUGAACGUGGGAAUAGUUGGAGACCUCCGGAUCGCGAAAUGUUGGAAUGGAAGGCGCAGACUCUGACUCGCCGUCCCAAACAGGAGUAUGAAGUACUUUGUGGAUCUGAGAUCACCAAGAGAGAAACUUUGUUUCCUUUGGAUAUCCAAAAACGCUUGCGGGACAAUAUAAUAACGUGGUUAACAAACAGCAAAGCGCAGGUUCUGCAACAUGGCCUCGGCUGUUAAUGUCUCCUCUGAGCAGGAAAACAGGGACCCCGAUCGGCCGAGGUUAACACGGAGAAAUAGGGGGAUCUACCAUACAACUACAUUGGAUUUGGAAUAUUUGCAACGACCGAGUUACUGUGAUGCAGCUUUUGCGUUGGAGCAAAUAUCCCAGGGGAGGGCGACUGGAAGAAAAGCACCGCUAUGGCUGAGAGCAAAGUUUCAAAGACUUUUGUUUAAACUGGGGUGUUAUAUACAACAGAACUGUGGAAAGUUUUUAGUUGUCGGCCUCUUAAUAUUUGGAGCUUUCGCUGUUGGCUUGAAGGCAGCUAAUCUAGAAACCGACGUGGAGAAACUCUGGGUAGAAGAUGGGGGCAGGGUGAACGAGGAGCUAAAGUACACACGGCAGAAGAUCGGGGAGGAGGCCAUGUUCAACCCGCAGCUCAUGAUCCAGACGCCGCGCGAGCAAGGCGCCAACGUCCUGACUCUGGAGGCACUGAGACAGCACCACGACUCCGCCCUCAAGGCCAGCCAGGUGCAGGUCUACAUGUACAACAGGCAAUGGAAUUUAGAACAUUUGUGUUACAAAUCAGCAGAAAUUGUGCCCGAAAACAAUCUGUUUGCUCGGAUAUUCGAAAAUCUUCACCCCUGCCUCAUCAUCACGCCAUUGGACUGCUUUUGGGAAGGUGCGAAGCUACAGCUGGGCUAUGUAUAUCUCCCCGGGAAAGGAGCACCAACUCAGUGGACCAACUUAAACCCAAUGGAGUUCCUGGCUGAGCUGAAGCCCAUGAACAUAGAUGUGGACAGCUGGGUAGAGCUGCUGGAGAACGCCGGCGUGGGCCAGGGCUACAUGGACCGGCCGUGCCUGAAUCCCAAAGACCCCGACUGUCCCCCCUCUGCACCCAACAAGAACGACUCACAGGCCCUCAACCUCGACAUUGGCCACAUCCUCGCAGGUGGGUGUCACGGCAUCUCCAAGAACUACAUGCACUGGCAGGAGGAGCUCAUCAUCGGAGGGACCAUCAAGAACGGAAGUGGAAAACUGCUAAGUGCCCAAGCCCUGCAGACCAUGUUUCAGCUGAUGACCCCUAAGCAGAUGUACGAACACUGGAAGGACCGGCACGGAAUCGAGGCCCUGAACUGGAAUAAGGACAAAGCAGCCGCCAUCUUGGAAGCCUGGCAAAGGAGAUACUCUGAGGCUGUUCAGCAGAGUGUCCCCGUCAACUCCUCCCAGAAAGUGCUCACCUUCACCACCACCACCCUCGAGGACAUCCUCAAGUCCUUCUCCGAUGUCAGCGUCAUCCGCAUCGCCAGCGGCUACCUGCUAAUGUUGGCCUAUGCCUGCCUGACCAUGCUGCGCUGGGACUGUGCCAAGUCCCAGGGUGCCGUGGGGCUGGCGGGUGUCCUGCUCGUCACCCUGUCCGUGGCAGCAGGGCUGGGCCUGUGUUCUCUCAUCGGGAUCUCCUUCAACGCCGCCACCACUCAGGUGUUGCCAUUUCUGGCUCUGGGCGUGGGUGUGGAUGAUGUCUUUCUCCUGGCCCAUGCCUUCAGCGAGACUGGGCAGAACAAGAGGAUCCCAUUCGAGGACCGCACUGGCGAGUGCCUGAAGAGGACAGGUGCCAGCGUGGCUCUCACCUCCAUCAGCAAUGUCACCGCCUUCUUCAUGGCGGCACUCAUCCCCAUCCCAGCUCUCCGCGCCUUCUCGCUACAGGCGGCAGUGGUGGUGGUGUUUAACUUCGCCAUGGUGCUACUGAUCUUCCCCGCCAUCCUCAGCAUGGACCUGUACCGCCGAGAGGACCGCCGCUUCGACAUCUUCUGCUGCUUCGUCAGCCCAUGUGCCAACCGGGUGAUCCAGAUCGAGCCGCAGGCCUACGUGGAUGGCUCGGACGGCAGUCGCUACAGCCCGCCGCCACCCUCCUUCGGCAGCCCGCCGCCGUCCUACAGCAGCCCGCCGCCAUCCUACAGCAGCCACAGCUUCGCGCAGCAGACGCAGAUCACCAUGCGCUCCACCGUGCAGCUGCGCACCGAGUACGACCCGCGCACGCAGGCCUACUACACCACGGCCGAGCCGCACUCGCAGAUCCACGUGCAGCCUUUCGCCCCGGCGCCAGCCCCCGCGCCCGCACCCGCCACUAACGUCAACAACAACAACAACAACAACACCGGCGCCCAUCACAACUACAACAACAGCAGCGCUGCCAACCGGGCGGCCAGCAGCAGCGGCAUCGGCACCAACGCCCCCACCGCGCCCAGCGGCGCGCCCCUGUCCACCUCGUAUGCGGGGGCGCCCGCCGAUCCCGCCUUCCCUUCCUCCUCCUCACCCUGCCAGACCCCAGCGAGCGCCAGCUCCACGCGGGACCUGCUGUCCAACUUAUCCGAGCUGGCGGGCGGCAGCCGGGGCCACGUGCACCACUCCUGCCCCGAGCCGCCCUGCUGGCGGUGGAGCUUCGCCUCGUUCGCCGAGAGACACUACGCCCCCUUCCUGCUGCAGCCCACCACGAAGGUGGUGGUGAUCAUUCUGUUCCUGGGCCUGUUGGGCGUGAGCCUGUACGGCACCACAUGCGUCCGCGACGGCCUGGAGCUCACCGACAUCGUGCCGCGCGAGACCAGCGAGUACGACUUCCUGGGCGCCCAGUUCAAGUACUUCUCCUUCUACAACAUGUACGUGGUGACGCAGCGGGCCGACUACCCGCGCGUGCAGGGGCUCCUGUAUGACCUGCACAGCCGCUUCGAGUCGGUCAAGUACGUGCUGCGCGAGGACGAUGGCCAGCUGCCACGCAUGUGGCUGCACCUGUUCCGCGACUGGCUGCAAGGUCUACAGCAAGCGUUCGACCGUGACUGGGAGACAGGCCGGAUCACGCGCGCCGACUUCAGGAACGGCACCGAUGACGGCAUCUUGGCCUACAAACUGCUGAUCCAGACUGGAAGGAGAGACAAACCCAUCAACCACAACCAGCUGACCCGGCAGCGGCUCGUGGACGCAGAGGGCAUCAUCAACCCCAGCUGCUUCUACAUCUACCUGUCGGCCUGGGUCACCAACGACCCCAUGGCCUACGCCGCCUCCCAGGCCAACAUCCGCCCCCAGCCGCCGGAGUGGUUCCACGACAGGACCCAAUCCCUCUCCGACGACUGCUUCAGCAUUCCUGCCGCUGAACCUAUCGAAUACGCACAGUUCCCAUUCUACCUCAACGGCCUCCGAGAGACGGCGCAGUUCGUGGAAGCCAUCGAGAGCGUCCGGGCCAUCUGCGGCAACUACAGCCGCCAGGGCCUCCCCAGCUACCCCAACGGCUACCCGUUCCUGUUCUGGGAGCAGUACGUCAGCCUGCGCCACUGGCUGCUGCUCUCCAUCAGUGUGGUGCUGGCCUGCACCUUUCUGGUGUGCGCCGUCUUCCUCCUCAACCCCUGGACCGCCGGCAUCAUUGUGUUGGUUCUGGCGCUGAUGACAGUGGAGUUGUUUGGAAUGAUGGGUCUAAUCGGCAUCAAACUCAGUGCUGUUCCUGUAGUGAUCCUCAUCGCCUCGGUCGGCAUCGGGGUGGAGUUCACUGUUCACGUAGCACUGGCUUUCCUCACCGCCAUUGGUGACCGCAACAAACGCGCCAUCUUGGCCCUGGAGCACAUGUUCGCCCCGGUGCUGGACGGCGCCUUCUCCACUCUGCUGGGCGUCCUCAUGCUGGCCGGCUCCGAGUUCGACUUCAUCGUCAGAUACUUCUUUGCUGUGCUCGCCAUCUUAACGGUGUUGGGGGUCCUCAACGGGUUGGUGCUGCUUCCAGUGCUCUUGUCUUAUUUCGGGCCCUACCCAGAGGUCUCCCCCGUGGAUGGCCGUAGCCAGCUGCCCACUCCCUCACCAGAGCCCCCGCCACAGGUGGUGCGCUUCUCCGUGCGGCCGCGCCACACCACCACGGGCACCGGCUCCGACUCGUCGGACUCCGAGUACGGCUCCAACACCACCGUGUCCGGCAUCAGCCAGGAGCUGCAGCAGUACGACCUCCGGGCCAGCAGGGGGAAGCAGCCCACGCACCAAGUGGACCUGCCUGCCUUCCCAGUGGCCUCGGCGGUGCACUCUGACCCUCGGCCGCCUCACAUCCACUCGUCCCCUCCUCAGGAAGCCGCUCCGCCUCAGCUGGCCCGUCGCUACAGCAGCAGAGAGCCCAAGAGGGAGCAGAGUGGCCACCAGCCCGCCCCGCCCCGCCCCUCCCCCGCCACGCCACGGGCCGCCAAAACCGCUACUGACCCCAGUGCCGGGGGGGGCCAGCAGCCGCACCACCACCGAUCGCGGGCGCACCACCAGUACCAGGCGCCCCCCCACCACUCCCAUCCGCACCCCCACUCCUCCAACCCCGCUUACGGCCAGCCCAUCACCACGGUGACGGCCUCGGCGUCGGUCACCGUGGCCGUGCACAGCCCAAGCUACCCCCAACCCUUCACCCUGAGCGACAGCUACCCCCACCAGCCCUUCCAGGAGGCGUACUCAGACAGCAGCAGCAGCAGCGGUAGCGGCAGCCGCCACGGCAGCCCGUCCUUCCAGGACCCCCACGUGCCCUCACGAGACUCCUACCGCCACCGCAGGUCCCACCUGGAGGGCAUGGAGCUUCAGGACAUGGAGUACGACGCCCCCAGUGGUCGGCAUCGGAAAUCCUCCAGCUGAGGGUUAGAAAGACUAAGCACAAUGGCCAAAGAUGGGACCUACCCCACAGCUCCUGCGCCAGUCUUCAGGGGAGGGGAACACUUGGACCAGCAGCACUUCAUUGGUGCUUCACCGUUACUGUAUAACCUAGUGUACAAUUAUGUUUUUUAUUUUGUUUUAUUUUGUUUUUCGUUAGAUAUUUCUAUAAGUAUUUAAAGAAUGUGUACACAUAUGUAAAUAUAUAAAAAAAAGUAGCUAUAAUGUUUGUUUAUUUGUUUGUGUCGGUGGGGUGUUUUCUGACACCUCGUUCUGAGUUUUCGAAACGGUCUGAGGGGACAUCAGGGGUGCCGUUUCCGUGUGUGUGAUCCUGUCGUUACUGUUCACUCGUCUCAUGUCUGUGCCAUGAGGAAGCUUCACCCUAGACGGACAACUUCAGCAGAAAACAGUUGCUGCUUAAUAACAUUGUAUAAUGUACAUGUAUAAUUCUAUGCAAUUAUUUUCAUUUGUAAUAUAGAAGUGUGUGUGUGUGUGUGUGUGUGUGUGUGUGUGUGUGUGUGUGUGUGUGUGUGUGUGUGUCUUUGGAGCCUGUAUAAGUGUAUCUUUCUUGAGGUCGCUCUUUACUCGAUCUUGUCUUACAAAAAAAAAAAUAUGCUAGCAAUGACGGUAAGCUAAUAUCAGUUUUUGAAAAUUUGGCCAUGCAAAAUUCAACUUUAGCUUAAUGGGCAUCUUGUUUUCAGAAGACGGCAUGGGCAGUCCCCUGCAGCUGUCUGUCAAGGGCACUUCCAAAACAUACAGUACUGUUUCUGUUUCCAUUGUGAGUCUGGUCACUCUGUUUUUUACCUUUUCAAUGGGACUCAGACUGACCAUAACCUUCCUAGGUGCUAAAGUCACUCACAGUACAAGAUACAGAUAGUUAGAUAUAUAUGAGUCGUAGCCACAUCCUUUAUACUGUGACAGGUGGGAUCAGCUCAGCGGAUGAGGAAACAGCCCUUUUCUCUGACUUAGUAGGCCAUUUUACAGUGCCGUAUAUUGUACGAAACAAGAACAUUUGACUGGAGGCAGCCAUACUGUCCUCAAUCAUUCUUGCAGCUGCCUGGUGACUAGCUGUUGGUAGGGACUAAAGGAAGCCGACUGCACUGCAAGCUGAGAACAUUCUCAAGGGAAAAAUGGCAGAUAUAAUUGAGAAAAGCAUUUACUAUUUCAGCAAGUGAUUUAUUAUCAUUUUUUUUUCUAUUAUAGUGGUGGUACUAUGACAAGUUCUGUUGAGCUAUUCUUCAAAUUUGUAUGGCCUUAUGUUGAAUAAUAAUGGUGCUAGUGUAUGGUCAUGUAAACAAGAGGGAGUCUUCAAAAGGCCUGCACUGUGUGUGUGUGUGUGUGUGUGUGUGUGUGAAUGACUAUGUUUGUUUUGUGUGAUUGCCUGUGUGUGCAUUUGAAGGUGCACAGACAUGUCUAUUGAAAUGUUUUAUCACAAAUCUGUGGUAGUAUAAAAAAAAUACUGUUUAACUUUGAAACACGCUAUGCGUGCAAAUUAUGAUUAUGAGUCAUACAUAGAAACAUGUUUUUUUUUUUUUUUCCUUUGCUCAUUGUUUUCUUUUUUGGUUUCAGUUUGGUUUCGUUUGCCUUUCGUGACAACAGUAGCUCUGUAGUUAGUAGGCCAUAACCCUCGGAACUUCGCUCUGACUCCAUGUGCUCAUCGGGGCAUGUUUCACUGUAUCAGGCCAUUUAGUGUUGACCUUGCUGACCUUUGCUUCACAUGUACGUACCUAUGAAAGGUGGCGGAGGGUGAAGGACAACACAACUGUAACUCUGUGCCAUCAUACCUAUGUUGACAUUUCCUGUUUUGGAAUAUUGACCAGUAUUGUAUAGCUACAUGCUCGGUGCAAUACACGUCUUUUUUUUUGUCAUUACUCAGAUUUUGAAGGUGUUAAGCUAAACCAGUACCUACCGUAAUAAUCAACCAGGAACGCAAUAAGUGAAAGCGAACUAUCUGCGAUAAGCUCACUGUAUGUCUUGAGUCUAUAAGCUACACAACUGGCAUUGCAAAGGUUCUGCACUAAAUGGCCUUUCUGACCUCUUCAAUGACAAGAACCCCAACCACUGGCCCCGCAGUUUAAGCACACGGUCUUACUUGACCUCACCUCAUAAAACGUCCAGCGCGUACGAACACGGCACUAAUUGGAAGUCCACCACCUCCCCUUGCGCCAUCCGGAGGCAAAUGGUGUUUGUAAAAGCUUGUGGGGUCAGGGUUUUAGUCGUUCAUUUUCUGCCAGUUUGCCUCAGUCAUCCUUUCAUCCUUCACUUCCCCUCCAUUUGUCCUCUUGUAAAACAAAUGUAGAACUCUGUUCCAUUUGUAGUGGUCUUCCGUCUUGUGUUGCGCAUAUAAAUUCCUCGUAUCAUUCUCUUGUCUUGUCAGUCAUUUCAGUGACCAUAUCUUUUUUUUUUUUUUAAACAUAUCUUUCUUUUCCUUAUUCUUCUGAUGGAACAUUGGCAGAGAAUAGACACAAAACAUGGCUGGCAACUAUUGUAUUUUUUAAAUAUUUUAUUAUUUUUUUACAUUUGGUUUUGCAAUAUUUAUAUUUUUGUAUUAUACUUUUUUGUUUUGUUUUGUGUUGUUUUUUUCAGUUAUGGUCAAAAUGCCAGUUGGUGACAAAUGCAGGGAUUUUUAUGUUGAAAAACACUAUUACAGUUUUUGUUUUUACAUUAAUGGAUUUUGAUCUGUAUAAAGUGCUUACUAAUGUUAAAUAGGAAAAAAGAGUAUAUAACAUUUUACAUCAUCGAUUUGUCAUAGCUCUUAGAGGACUUUUUUAAAAAAAAAGGAUAAAUAAUCAAUGGUUUUACAGACUGCCAUUUUCCUCACUCGGAGUGGAUGUAUGUUGUUUCGGUUACAAAGAUAAAUGUAUGCCAUAUAAUUUAUUUAUAUGAAAAUUUAUUUUUGUAGUGUACAUAGUAGUUGUCAAGUUAUUUGACAAAAGUAUAUUUUUAAAGAGUUUAUAUGUAAUGCUACCAAUUUUGUGGAAACAUAACAAGAGAAAUACAUUAAGGUACAGGCACACUUUCAUUGCUAACUUGUUCUCAGACAAACUAAAGUCCCCCACAGUAUUACUAUAGGAGAGUGUGAUGCUCUUGCAGCUGGUUUUUUGGUUUGUGAAAGGCUAGCCAUGAAAGUAGAGAAAUCGUACUAGCUCUCUAAAUAAUAAUGUUCAAACACUGAUAGAAUUCUAACAAAUAAAAGAACACUAUAACUUA
Messenger RNA from Alosa alosa (allis shad), 8257 nucleotides. RefSeq names its product patched 1 (gene ptch1). The coding region runs from base 395 to 5032 and encodes 1545 amino acids. Gene Ontology annotation, molecular function: hedgehog family protein binding; smoothened binding; hedgehog receptor activity. Gene Ontology annotation, biological process: smoothened signaling pathway. Lineage: Eukaryota; Metazoa; Chordata; Actinopteri; Clupeiformes; Clupeidae. Gene Ontology annotation, cellular component: plasma membrane. The transcript is spliced from 26 exons. The record is from RefSeq and is a predicted model, not a curated record.